Molecule: messenger RNA, 1146 nt
Organism: Entelurus aequoreus (snake pipefish)
Lineage: Eukaryota; Metazoa; Chordata; Actinopteri; Syngnathiformes; Syngnathidae
Exons: 5
Coding region: 1-1146 (381 amino acids)
Source: RefSeq, a predicted model, not a curated record
AUGGUUGAAAAACACUGCUCCGAGGCCCUCAGUUAUGGACGUCAACGUAAAUGUCGCCGUAGAAACCACGUCAGACACGUCGGGUCCAGAAAGGGUUCCGGUUUGCAGCCUCGAAGCAGACCCAACCCAAUGCGUGCCGGCGAGCUCUACAUCCCGCAAGGUCGCUACAUGCUGCCGCUGGGUGACAUCAUACGCAAGUACGGUGUUAGCUUUCACUGUUAUGCUGAUGACACUCAACUCUACAUGCCCCUAAAGCUGACCAACACGCCGGAUUGUAGUCAGCUGGAGGCGUGUCUUAAUGAAAUUAAACAAUGGAUGUCCGCUAACUUUUUGCAACUCAACGCUAAGAAAACGGAAAUGCUGAUUAUCGGUCCUGCUAGACACUUCGACCCAACUCUCUCGUUUGAGUCACACAUUAAGAGUGUUACUAAAACGGCCUUCUUUCAUCUCCGUAAUAUCGCUAAAAUUCGUUCCAUCUUGUCCACUAGCGACACUGAGGUCAUUAUUCAUGCGUUCGUUACGUCUCGUCUCGAUUACUGUAACAUAUUAUUUUCGGGUCUCCCUAUGUCUAGCAUUAAAAGAUUACAGUUGGUACAAAAUGCGGCUGCAAGACUUUUGACAAAAACAAGAAAGUUUGAUCAUAUUACGCCUAUACUGGCUCACCUGCACUGGCUUCCUGUGCACUUAAGAUGCGACUUUAAGGUUUUACUACUUACGUAUAAAAUACUACACGGUUUAGCUCCAGCCUAUCUCGCCGAUUGUAUUGUACCAUAUGUCCCGACAAGAAAUCUGCGUUCAAAGAACUCCGGCUUAUUAGUGAUUCCCAGAGCCAAAAAAAAGUCUGCGGGCUAUAGAGCGUUUUCUAUUCGGGCUCCAGUACUCUGGAAUGCCCUCCCGGUAACAGUUAGAGAUGCUACCUCAGUAGAAGCAUUUAAGUCCCAUCUUAAAACUCAUUUGUAUAAUCUAAUCACUUCCUGUCAACCAUGGAAAAAUCACUUCCUGUCGUUCACGACAACCAUGGGAGAUCACUUCCUGUCGUUCAUGUCAACCAUGGAAGAUCACUUCCUGUCGUUUAUAUCAACCAGAAAAGAUCACUUCCUGUUGUUCAUGUCAACCUUGGAAGAUCACUUCCUGUCCUUCAUGUGA